This is a messenger RNA of Ceratitis capitata (Mediterranean fruit fly), 868 nucleotides long. RefSeq names its product short coiled-coil protein A. The record is from RefSeq and is a predicted model, not a curated record. Bases 183 to 590 code for a protein of 135 amino acids. NCBI's taxonomy places the organism in Eukaryota, Metazoa, Arthropoda, Insecta, Diptera, Tephritidae. The transcript has 2 exons. Gene Ontology annotation, cellular component: trans-Golgi network.
AGUGUCAACCAAUAAUAACCGAGAGUUUUGCAGUAGUUGAAAUAGAAAAGUUGUGAAUUUAGUAUUUUACUGUAAAUUGAUCCAAAUAUUAGUACCUGGAGAUUAUAAUAACGAAAACUUCAUAACAUUUAUAGCAAAACUAGAGUGUAUCCAAAAAAAUUGGAUUUCAAUUUUUUACAAGUAUGUCACUAAUCGAUAAAUUGCAGGAGCCUGAUGACAGUAUUCCCUUGGCUGAUGAGGACACUCAAGUAAUUAUUAAUGAUGAUGAUCCUCAACAACAUAUUCCAAAUGGACAUUCAAUGGAUUCACUCCGUUCGUCAUUUACCAAUCGUAGCUCAACACCUGACUCAUCACACAAUUCACUUGAGGCCGAUGUUAGCCCAGAUGAAAAAGAAGAAAAAGCACGUCUUAUCACUCAAGUAUUAGAGCUGCAAAAUACUCUCGAUGACCUUUCACAACGUGUUGAUUCCGUGAAAGAAGAAAAUCUGAAACUACGCUCUGAAAAUCAAGUUCUUGGGCAAUACAUAGAGAAUUUAAUGUCAGCCUCAUCAGUUUUUCAGUCAACUAGCCCAAAUGCAAAGAAGAAGUAAAGAGCUACACGUAGAAUUUCAAAGUCGAAAAUAGUGCAUUUGAGCGUUUCUGAUUGAUGUGCUCUGCUUCUAAUUCAUUUAUUUAAUUUAGAUAUUGAUAUCAUAUUUUUAAAGCUUUGUUUUAAUAUAUAUAAAAUUAUUACUCGAAUCCAUUGCAUUGAUCUUAGGUUGAUACGUACGCAGGCUCAUAAUUCUAAACAUACAAAGCAUGUUCGCAUUUACAUACGCAAUUACUUAUACCAAAUAAAAUGCCUUCUACUAAUUUUUUCGCAACAAAA